Kwoniella shivajii is the source of this 3834-nucleotide messenger RNA. RefSeq lists its product as uncharacterized. Gene Ontology annotation, cellular component: cytoplasm; nucleus; chromosome. Gene Ontology annotation, biological process: DNA replication; double-strand break repair via homologous recombination. Bases 1 to 3834 code for a protein of 1277 amino acids. NCBI's taxonomy places the organism in Eukaryota, Fungi, Basidiomycota, Tremellomycetes, Tremellales, Cryptococcaceae. The transcript is spliced from 16 exons. The record is from RefSeq and is a predicted model, not a curated record. Gene Ontology annotation, molecular function: four-way junction helicase activity; ATP binding; nucleic acid binding.
AUGUCAACACCCAGGACCAAUUUGAACGAUGUAUUGGCCAGGAAGCAGCGACAAAUGGACAAUAACGCGAUCACUAAUAACGGGACAGGUGACGGUGUACGAACUCCAGGGCUAUUCAAGCUUGCCAGACCACUUACCGAGUCAUCUACUACUUCGAGGCAUCAUCAGUCGUUGAAUAUGCCAGGAGUAAAACAAAGUCAAACCAACAAUCUCCCUUCUCAUGCAGGAAACGCCUCUCCCUCUUCAUCAUCAUCAUACUUUGAUUCCAAUGUCCGUCAAGUGGGAUCGAGGUUACAGCCUAAUCAUCUCAUGACACCUAAUUCUGCAGUCGGAUCACCUUUGUUUAUGGAUGGUAAGGGCAAGGGAAAGGAGAAUACACCUGUAGGAUCAGUCAGUACUAUGGGUAAACCGUCCAAGUUCGCUUCAUGGUCAAAUGAGAGAUUAGCGGAAGAAAUAGUGAAAAUAAUGGAAGAGAAAGAUGCAUUGAAAGAUAGAAAAAUGGGGAUACUUAUGGGCCGAUAUCAGGCUGAAGAAGAGGAUGACGAUUUUAUCGAUGAGAACAUCGAAUUCAAAACUAAGAAAAUCAAUGUUCUCAAAGCCGAGAUGACGGCUCGAAGACAAUCUCCCGCUGUCAAUCUUCCUGCUGCCCGACUGCAAGCACCUCAAUCCUCGGGCUCCACAUCGUAUUCUAUUGCUCAACACGACUAUCCUACUCCCGAUACAAUAGGAUCUGGUAGACCUAGAACAAUCCUAGGAGAAUGGACCGAAAGACGUCCAAAAGGAUUAUCGAGCGAUGAUUCUGAGCCUCUUCCGAUACCACAAAGUAGAUCGCACGGGUUCUUGCAGCUUUCUGAGGCACCUCAAGCUGGACCUUCCAGACCUCGCAGAGCACCUUCUCCACCUCCAGAAUAUGAUGAUUACGAUAUCGCAAUGGCAGAAGAAGGGUUUCCUGAAGAAGCUGAUAUAAAUGAAAUGCUGAUACCACCUUCUUCACCACCGCCAAGAGCCAUCACACCUCCUCCCAGAUCGAGCCGUAAUAAACAUUUACAACCUCAACCUCCAUCCAAAUCAGCUGCAAUAGCAGAAAUACAAGAUCUUGCUGCCGAAGAAAUAUUCUCAUCUCCCAUACAUUCAACGUCAAACCUCCCACCUCGUGUCGAAGCGUCACAAGCCAGAUCAGCAAUAGGUGGGCCAGGUCCAUCAUCAUCUGCGCGCAAGCCACUACCUGUGCAAGUGGCUCAGCAGAGAACGAUAGUGGUAGAGAAGACAUAUCCCUGGACGAAAGAAGUCGAAACCAAACUAAGACAAAUGUUCAAACUACCCAAUUUCCGGAAACAUCAGAAAGAGGCGAUUAACGAGACUAUGGCCGGGAAAGAUGUUUUCGUUCUUAUGCCUACCGGAGGAGGCAAAAGUUUGACAUAUCAACUUCCUGCAGUCUGUCAAAUGGGUAGAACCCGUGGAGUGACAUUCGUAGUAUCGCCUCUGAUCUCCUUGAUAAACGAUCAAAGUCGACAUCUAUGUAGACUCAAUAUACCAGCAAUAGCUUAUACUGGAGAUAUGACCCAAAAGGAUAAGAACGACGCUCAUGAAGAACUCAAUCGACCUGAGCCAUACACCAGAGUGGUGUAUGUCACACCGGAAAUGCUGACUAUGGGAGGACAUAUCAAGUCGAUUCUAAGGAAUUUGUUGCGGAGAAAUAGGUUGGCUAGAUUUGUGAUCGACGAAGCACAUUGCGUCAGUCAAUGGGGUCAUGACUUCCGAGCAGACUAUCUACGCCUAGGUGAUUUGCGAAAAGACUAUCCUGGAGUACCAAUUAUGGCUCUGACCGCUACAGCACAAAACAAGGUGGAAGAAGAUAUCAUUCGGUCUUUAGGCAUAAAAGGUUGUUCAGUGUUGCGACAAUCGUUCAAUCGCCCCAACCUGCAUUAUGAGGUCCGACCAAAAACGAAGAAAGUGAUCGAUGAGAUCGUAGCCUUCGUCAGGACCCAAGGUGAACAAGCUUCGGGCAUCAUUUAUUGUAAUUCCCGAGAUGGUUGUGAAAAUCUAGCAAAGGAUUUAAGGGAUCAUCAUGAAUUAGAAGCACAUCAUUACCACGCUGGAAUGAGUAAAGGUGAUAGAAGGAAAAUUCAAGAAGGAUGGCAAGAACAUCAUUUCGAAAUCAUAGUGGCUACGAUAGCAUUCGGUAUGGGUAUCGAUAAACCAGACGUACGAUUCGUCAUACAUCAUUCGCUUCCUAGAUCACUAGAAGGUUAUUACCAAGAAACAGGUAGAGCUGGAAGAGACGGAAAACCAUCUACUUGUAUCUUGUACUAUACUUUUGGAGACGGGAAAAGGGUUCUCAACCAGAUUGAUCAAGAUCAAAACCUUUCACGAGAUCAGAAGGAACGACAGAAAGCUUCUAUGAACGAAGUCUUACGAUACUGUAGCAAUAAAGCGGAUUGCCGACGUUCUCAAGUGCUAUCCUUCUUCAACGAGACUUUCGCUCCUAUUGACUGUAAUCAAGGAUGCGAUGUCUGCUUGGGCAGAGAUGGUAACGUAUUUACAACCGAAGACGUCACAGCGGAUGCAGUCAACGUGAUCAAGCUGGUACAAGCCUUCGGAAGGGAUGACAAGAUUACCAUAAUCAAUGCUGCUGAAUGUUUCAAGGGUGUGAGAGGAAGUUCUGGAAAAGGACUAGAUAACAAUCCACACUUUGGAGUUGGAAAGGAAUGGAGUAGACAGGAAGGCGAGAGGUUGAUCCAAACUUUGGUUAUCGAAGGUGCACUUGAGGAAUUUUGCGUGGCGAGCGCUGCUGGAUGGACAAAUGCUUAUCUUCAACUGGGCAAACAAGCUCGUAGUUAUUUGAAUGGUUCAAAACGCCUCAAUAUGGAUUUCCGACAGGCAUCACCGCGUAAGAAGACAACUGCGAAAAACAGUGCGCCGAAAAGACAAGGAUCAAAGACUCAGGUUCAAAUCGAUUCAUUCGCUCAAAAAGUUUCCAAUCCAAUAGCUAGAAAAAGAUCACAUCAACAAAUUCUGGCUGAAGUAGCUGAAUUUGACGAUUCACCUUGGGGGGAUACCGACGAAGAAUACCGACCGGAAGAUGAAGGUGAUCCUAUCCAAAUUGAUGAUAGCGCUACUGAAAAAGAAGAUGGAGACGAUGGUUUGCCUUUAAUGAUUAAGAAACGGAAAACUGCAAGAAAGGAAAUCGGGACCGCGAUUAUACCUAAACCCGGUCACGCACAGAUCAAAGGUGUAAAUAGAACAAAACAGAGGCCUAUCGAGGUGGAUAGAGAUGACACUGCCUCUCCAGUAGAAGCUUGCCUAAAAGCUUUAGAGAAGAUGAGAGACUCUGUCAUAGCGAAAAACAAGAAUGCCCCUCGAAUCGAUGAUGGUACUUUGCAGUAUAUCGCUGCUACCAUGCCUACUAAUGAGAAGGAUCUCAAGAGUGUGGAGGGCCUAACAUCGGCACAUAUCAGGACGUACGCUACUCGUAUAAUGGGGAUAUGUGUCAAGCUUCGACCUGCAUUUCAUAUACAAAAUCCCCAGGUUGCUCCACUGGCUACUGUUUCCGCUCGAUCAGCAUCGAACAGCAGUAACAGUGGCGCAGUGAUGUCACGUAUCCAACGAUACGCUUUCGACCCCAAAUCCAAAUCGGCUGCUACUUGUUCGGCUAAGGCAUCGUCGUCAACAUCUACGACUCCAUUGAGACAAGCAACGACGUUGGCUUCUUCGCUCUCUGGCACAAAGACUCUUAAUGGACAACUGACGUUGACGAGCAGACUUGGUGGGUUAAGACCAGUACUGAUACCCCAAAAUCCUGCGCAUGGUAACACGAGGAAAGAUAAGUUUUAG